This is a messenger RNA of Passer montanus (Eurasian tree sparrow), 836 nucleotides long. It is a transcript of the gene JTB, whose product is annotated as jumping translocation breakpoint. Gene Ontology annotation, cellular component: cytoplasm; membrane; midbody. The coding region runs from base 142 to 558 and encodes 138 amino acids. The transcript is spliced from 5 exons. Gene Ontology annotation, biological process: mitotic cytokinesis. NCBI's taxonomy places the organism in Eukaryota, Metazoa, Chordata, Aves, Passeriformes, Passeridae. The record is from RefSeq and is a predicted model, not a curated record.
CCCGCCAGGCCCCGCCCUUCCCCUCCCGGCGCCCCCGGCAGUUCCAACAUGGCGGCGCCGCUGUGGCGGCCGGGCCGGGCCCGGUAGCUCCCGGAGCAUCGCGCGGGUUCCUGGGGCUUUCCCGCGGAUCCCGGCGCCCCGAUGGGGCCCGGCGCCCUCGCGGUGCUGCUGGCGGUGCUGAGCGCGGUGCUGCGCCCGGCGGCGGCGGCGGCGGCGGCGAGCGAGGAGCGGCCCGCGAGCCCCGCGGCGGCCACGCCGUGCUGGCGGGUGGAGCAGUUCGUGGUUGCCCAGGAGUGCACGCGGUGCUCCGGCUUCGAGAUGAAAACGAUCCCGGCCUGCGGCCCCACCGGCUUCAUCGAGAAGAUCAACUGCGCCUCGUCCCACCGGGAUGAGUACAAGAGCUGCCGCUCGGCCGCGCUGGAGGCCCGGCGCUUCUGGCGCUUCGUGGGCUCCGCUCUGGGCGUGGCGGCGGCGGCGGCGGCGCUCGUGGUGCUGCGGCAGCGCGUGCUGGACCGGCGGGCGCUGGAGAAGGUCCGCAAGCAGAUCGAGUCCAUCUAGCCACGGGCUCCCCAGCGCUGGGAGCCGGGAAUGCCGCUCGCGGGAGGAGAGGCAGCCCCUGCCCGGCUGCGCGGAGCUGCGGUCCCGCUGGGAUGUGCCUGGGAGAGCGGCCAGGGCGCGGCCCCCAGCGGGAUGUGGGAUUAAUGCCGGCGGUGGCGCUGGGUUCGUCCCUUGGGGGGAAUCCCCGUCCCCCCCCCAGCACUGGGAUCUGCUCCGGGAUCAUCCUGGGCGUCCUCCAGGAGAGGGAUGUGGAAUAAAUCCUGGUCGUUGUUGCUGGA